AUAUUUUAUAAACCUCGUCAACAAUUUACAAACUUGAGUUUCAUGCCCAAACGUCUAGAAUACUAUUUCCAGAUUAAAAUUUCAAUUCCUAUCUCUAAACAGUAUACACACACAAGAGGAGCUGUGUCCUGUAUGUAUAUGUGCGUGUAUAGUGUGUGAAAAAGCUGUAGAAAAACACACAGUAGUCAUCUCAAUAGUCCAAUUCUCAUCCGUACAUAUAUAUUCUCCCCCAUAGACUUAUCGUGUCUUUUUUAUAAUAAUUUUUACUGUUCUUAUUUUUAUUAUUAUUGCUACCCUUUUGAUUUUAUUAUAUAUAUUUAAUUAUAAGAGAGAUGCAGAAGCUUGAGAAAUUGAUGAUUAUAGUUGGACAUGGUGAAGCGUAAGGAACGAAUCGUCACUGACCUUUACUCUGGAACUCCUAACCCUCAGGGGGUGACAUCUCAACCCAAUAAAGGAAUUCACAGGCAUACUUUGGAUCAAAAUAUCAACGUGAAAGUGGACCCUGGGACAUGUAAUGUGUGUUUUGCUCCUUGUUCGUCUUGUUUGCAUACCAACCGAACUCGUAUGGAGCCCAAGAAUGCUGAAUAUCUAGAUGAGACCUCUAGAGAAAGUGCAAUCAGUUAUUCUGUAGAUGAUACAGUUGAAACUAAAAAGAGCAGAGGACGUAAGAGUUCACAGCAUACUGCUAGUGAAGAAGGUAAUAUGAUCACUAUGAAUUCCAAUCUUGGUUUGUGCAGUGAAAAUGCUGAAAUGGAAACUGCUCUUGAACUUACUAAUAUAUCUGGUUCAUUUCAAGAUACUGAAGUACCCAACAAGUUGUUAUAUGGUGGACCUGUUAAAGAGAAGCUUCACACUCCAAGUCCACCUAAAAAGGAUUUAGAUGAUGGUAAUUCCAUGAGCAACCUUGUGGACAUGAGAGGUCUAGAAGGUCAUGAUGACAACAUUUCAUGUGUCAGUGGCUCUGAUGAAGCAUCAAACAUGUCUAAUUCUAAUAAAGAAAUUACAGACACAAAAGCUUUAACAUUUGCUGGUUCUCCUAGUAGUUUAGCUUCUGAAGAUUACAUUAAAGCUGGUCAAUCCCAAGAAGCUUCAUUUAUGGAUAAGCAUAAAUUAGAAGUUCAGAACAAAUCUAGCGGGGAGGUUUUAUCUAGAGCUGUUUCUGGGCAGAAAUCUGCUUUAUAUGCAUCUUGUGAUAUCCAGGAAAACAUAAUUGGUCAUGUUGGAGGGAACUCUGAACCUUCGGCAAUAGAAUGUCUAAAGGUAGAAGCAGAGUAUAACAGGGUUGAAUUCCCGAGCAAACUUCUAAUUUCUUUAGAAGAAAAGAAAGAAGUAGAGAAGGACAGCGAGUUGCUUGCAUUGCCUGAAGCCAGGGAAACAUCUAUGCAUUCUGAUCCAGUGAAUGAGAGUGAUGAAUCUGAUAUUUUGGAACAUGAUAUAAAAGUUUGUGAUAUAUGUGGAGAUGCGGGUCGCGAAGAGUUACUUGCUGUAUGUUGCAGCUGUAGUGAAGGUGCAGAGCACACUUAUUGCAUGAAAGAAAUGAUGACUAAACUUCCGGAAGGAGACUGGCUGUGUGAAGACUGCAAGUUCGAGAAAAGAGAAAGAGAGGAGAAAGCUAAAUAUAAUUUAGUGGAUGGAGAUGGUGUUGCCCAAAAAAAUGCUGAUCUUGGAAAUCUAGAUGGGUUACACACAGAUGCGAACAUUAUUAAAGCUGAGAAGGAAAGUUUACAUGGGAAAAUUUAUCGGAAAAGAAAAGCUGAUGAUACAGAAGUUUCUUCAUCAGCAAAAAGACAAGUUUUUGAAUCAACAAUUAGAUCUCCGAAGAUCUCGAGUCCCAGAAGAGCUGAUGUGCUUUCUCGUGAUAGUUCAUUUAAAAACUCAGAUAGGGGAAAAGUGAAGCCUGCUUCUCAAAUUCCUCCUGGUGUUCAGACUGGUAAGAGCAUUCCAGAGGUUGCAAAUCCUUCUCUAGAUGCACGACAAAGCACAUCUCGAGGCACUUUUUUGAGGUCCAAAUCAUUCAGUUCAGCAAGUGCAAAACAAAAAGUUAAGCACAUAGAUGAAGUAGUUCCUCAAAAGCAUAAAUCUAACAGAGAUAAUGCCUCCCUUGGCACAAAGGGAGGGGGCAGCAGGACUAUGGGCAAAUCUAUGUCAUUCCAUGCUUUUAACUCGGGUGGUUCGAAUUCAACUGACUUGAAAGCUAAAAUGUUCUCUCCAAAGUAUUCUCAUGGUCAGGAUAUAAAAGGACAGAAUACUAAAGAGCGGAGCUUGGUUGAGAGAAAAAAUUCACUGAGAUUAGAACGUCCUCUGGUCAAUUCGGUAGUAACCACUUCUACUACCUUAUCUCCUGAGGUUGAUAGAAACCUACCUGUUCGUGAUAAAACUGGUCCAUUUUGUUCGACAAGUAACAAUCGUGAUGUGAAGUCCGCUCAGUCUGACAAUAAAUUGAUACAAGUGUCCAGACCAGUUAAUAAAGCUAUCAGUAACGGUUCAGAUGUACCUGUUCUUUCAGGUGAAGGUACAAAGCAGUUGUCUGCCAGCAGAAACGACAAUGAUGAAGGGAAGACUGUAAAUGCUAAAACGAAGGUUGAUUGCUCUUCAACUUCUCUUAGCAUUGAAGGGCCAAUUAGCAAAUCUAGUGAAAGUUUACCAGAUGGGUUAAAUAAGACCCGAGUAUCGACAAAUAUGGUUGAGAGUGCCAGGGGAAAUUCUAAUACUCAAUUGAAGCAUAGUACAGCUGGUGAAAAAUUUACUCUGUGUCAGAAAUGCAAAGAAGUUGGCCACUCUGCAGAGUUCUGCACCAUUGACAGCCCAGAGAAGUCACUUGUUCCAGAUCUUCAUACUUCAAGAAGUUCGAAGGAUCUGAUCCACAAAGAUAACAAGUUGAAAGCUGCUAUUGAAGCUGCAUUGCUUAAAAAGCCUGGAUUAUACAGAAAGAAGAGAACUACAGACCACUUUGAUGAGUUAACUGUGUCUGGCAUUAAUAGUGAAGUAUGUUCUCAAGAUCAGCAAACUAACACCCGUAUCCUAAGAAAAUCGGUGUCCGGAGACGAGGUUAGUAUGGAGGCAGCAAGUGCAUGGAACACCAAUACAGAGUUUGUAAAGCAGGCAACUGGUGCGGAUGUGAAGCAAUUAACAAACUCAGCUGAAGCAGUUACAGCCUUGUUACAUUGGCCUCUUCCCCCUGCCACAGUCAAGUCUGUUAUGGACUUGCCAAGUAAUUCUCAUAUGUCAAUUUCUGACCUUCCGAUCACGUUAGCCAUCCCGAAGCAUGAAUACAUUUGGCAAGGGUGUUUUGAGGUAUGUAGAAGUGGAAAACAGCCAGGCUGUUAUGAUGGAUUUCAAGCCCAUUUGUCAGCCGGCGCAUCACUAAAAGUUCUUGAAACAAUAAACAAGUUUCCAAGCACAGUUGUUUUGAAUGAAUUACCUCGUCACAGUGUGUGGCCGAUACAGUUUGAGGAAAAUGGAGUUAAGGAGGAACACAUUGCCCUAUAUUUUUUUGCUAGAGAUCAUGAAAGCUACGAGAAAAGCUACAAGUCGAUUCUGGAGAGUAUGAUCAGGAAUGACCUUGCUCUGAAAGGGAACAUUGAUGGUGUUGAAAUUUUGAUAUUUCCAUCUAAUCAGCUUCCGGUGAAAUACCAGCGUUGGAAUGCAAUGUUCUUUUUCUGGGGUGUACUUAAAGGAAAGAGAAACAGUUGCUUGCAAAAAGUGCCUGUUUCCCCAAAGAAAACAGCUGGUUCCCGAGACACGGGCACAGCUAAUAUGUCUUCUUCACUUGUUCCAGUAGACAAAGAUUCGCCUACAUUUAAGAAAGCUGGUAAGACGAUAUCUGAUGUCCAUCCAAUGAUAGAUCUGCAGUGUUCACCAUUAACGAAAAAGAAUAAUGGGAAUAUUGAUGGUAAAUCAGUAUCCCAUUCCCAACAAAGUGAUUGUGUAAAUGCUACAAAGGAACAGCAAGGGUGCAGACUUGACUGCAAUUCAGUACCUACUGACGAAAUCAAACCUCCAGAAUCAUGGGAAGAUACUGGAUCCAGAACAAAUUCGCUGGAGAGACAGGUUGAUAAGGACUCCGCAAUCAAAGUUGCCAGAAGUGCUUGCGACUCUAACUCUUCUGAUGAUAAGGAGACAGGUCACUUGAGUACUCCAUAUGAUCUGCAUCAUUUGCCUCAGAUUAACAGUAAAGUUGCAGCUGGCGAGCAAGAUCCUGCUUCCUCACGAAUCUUAGGGGAGGUAGAUAAUGAAGAGAAACUGAGAAUGGGGAAUUCUGGUACUGAAGGAUUUUUUGAAGCGGAAACUGUUGCGGAGAAGGUGACUCCGAAACUUCCAAGUCACAAGGAACCUUACAGCCGGCCUUCAACUUGCACAAAGCAAUUAAAUAUUGAUUCUCUAGUGUCAAAAUCAGAAGCCAGUAUUUUUGGCUCAAGUCAAGCUCUACAUGUGAAUGACAGAGACAGCAUAUUUGAUACUGGAGGAAUUGUGAAUAAAAAACCAAGAUUGGACUACAAUGAUCUGUAUGACCUGAAUGAUCACACAAGUUCUUCAAGAGAUAGUUUAUUGAUGCAAGAUUCAGUGACCAGUUUUCCAGUGUUGAAGAAACAUGAGGAAGGUUCUGAUGAGACGUCGGUCAGGACUCUAGAAAAUGCUGAGAGGUAUUUUUUUCCUGUAGAUCCUUAUCAUGCGCAGCAUCUUGGGUUGGGUGAUAGUUCUGUUCUUCAAAAGAGGCGAUUGUCAGAGAAUGUGGAGGAAUUUUUUCAAGAUAAGAUACCAAAUCUUGAGCUCGCUUUAGGGGCUGAAAUGAAGCUGCCUGUAAAACAAAGCCUCCCACAUUUUUUAGCUUCAGAAAUAGAGAAGAAUAACCAGAGUCAGCCUCCCGGUAAGUUGCCUGUGAAACAAAGCUUCCCCCAUUUUUUAGCAGCACAAAUAGAGAAGAAUAGCCAGGAUCAGCCUCCUGGAAGGACAUUUACCACAGCAGAGGAGGAUGCUUCUGCAGCCCUCUCGCUUUCGCUAGCUUUUCCCUUUACAGAUAAGGCGCAGGCGGGUCGGCCAGUUGAAACGAAAGAGCUGCUCCCUACAGAAAGGCAGCAUGAGGUUAACUUUCUUAAAGGGUUUUUGGACAAGUAGAUACAACGUUGGGAUCACUGUAUGUGGAUGUGGUAGUGUUAUACUACAUCAUGUAUAAUGAUAUACACCGUGGGUUGUAUGUGAAACCCCAGUCCCUGAUGUUCAUAAGCCACAUAUUGUCUUUCAUGUGAUCUUUUGGUUUGCAAAUGGAUAGAUAAAGAUGUUUGUAUAUAUAGACAGAGAGCAGUAUAGCUUUGAGUUGGAAGAGGAAAUUUUGGAUGAUGGUCAAUAACCAAGAUAGGUUUUAUUUCUUGGACCA
This is a messenger RNA of Daucus carota subsp. sativus, 5374 nucleotides long. RefSeq names its product ASI1-immunoprecipitated protein 2. The record is from RefSeq and is a predicted model, not a curated record. The transcript has 10 exons. NCBI's taxonomy places the organism in Eukaryota, Viridiplantae, Streptophyta, Magnoliopsida, Apiales, Apiaceae. Bases 370 to 5115 code for a protein of 1581 amino acids.